This is a messenger RNA of Eruca vesicaria subsp. sativa (arugula), 1128 nucleotides long. The record is from the annotation of a GenBank genome assembly. NCBI's taxonomy places the organism in Eukaryota, Viridiplantae, Streptophyta, Magnoliopsida, Brassicales, Brassicaceae.
AUGGCGUUUCUAGGGAUAUCCGGUGUUUCACGAGGGUUAUUACAAUCAUCUGUUACUACACAUUACAUCAAUCCUUUGCCUAAGCAUCCUCUAAGGGAUCAUAAAUACGAAGUAUGGAGUAAAGGAACUGAACUGCAUCCGGAGAACUACAGAUAUGUUGCUGGAAUGUCUUCGUCAUUGGUUAUGGAGGUACAUCCUAAGAAGGAUGACAAAGAGAAGAGUAGUGUUGUUGUGGAGGAAGCUUCUUGGAUAGAUUUGUAUUUGCCAGAAGAAGCUAGAGGUUACGCUAAACUUGCUCGACUGGAUAAACCCAUUGGAACUUGGUUGCUUGCUUGGCCUUGUAUGUGGUCAAUUGCGUUGGCUGCUGAUCCAGGAAGCCUUCCAAGUUUUGAAAUGAUGGCUUUAUUCGGUUGUAAAGCACUACUCUUCAGAGGUGCUGGUUGUACUAUAAACGAUAUGUUUGAUCGGGACAUUGAUACAAAGGUUGAACGUACAAGACUAAGACCUAUAGCCAGUGGUCUUUUGACACCAUUACAAGGGCUUCAGUUUCUUGGGCUACAAUUAGCUUUAGGCUUAGGGAUUCUUCUCCAACUUAACAACUACAGCCGUGUAUUAGGGGCUUUAUCUUUGUUACUAGUCUUCUCCUACCCACUUAUGAAGAGGUUUACAUUUUGGCCUCAAGCAUUUUUAGGUUUUACCAUAAACUGGGGAGCACUGUUAGGAUGGGCUGCAGUUAAAGGAAGCUUAGAACCAGCAGUUGUAGUCCCUCUUUAUCUCUCAGGAGUCUGCUGGACCCUUGUUUAUGAUACUAUUUAUGCACAUCAGGACAAAGAAGAUGAUGUGAAGGUUGGUGUUAAGUCAACAGCUCUUAGAUUCGGUGAUAAUACAAAGCUUUGGCUUACUGGAUUUGGCACAGCAUCCAUGGGGUUGCUUGCGCUUUCUGGACUGAGUGCAGAUCUUGGGUGGCAAUAUUACGCAUCACUGGUGGCUGCAUCAGGACAGUUAGGAUGGCAAAUAGGGACAGCUGACUUUUCAUCUCGUGCUGACUGCAGUAGCAAAUUUGUGUCGAACAAGUGGUUUGGUGCUAUUAUAUUUAGUGGAGUAUUACUUGGAAGAACUUUUCAAUAG